Molecule: messenger RNA, 1263 nt
Organism: Drosophila ananassae
Lineage: Eukaryota; Metazoa; Arthropoda; Insecta; Diptera; Drosophilidae
Gene: mRpL3
Product: 39S ribosomal protein L3, mitochondrial
Exons: 4
Coding region: 123-1229 (368 amino acids)
Biological process (GO): translation
Cellular component (GO): mitochondrial large ribosomal subunit; ribosome
Molecular function (GO): structural constituent of ribosome
Source: RefSeq, a predicted model, not a curated record
CCGACUCAUUUCAACAUAAUUUAAUCGAUGUUAUGUUGACAGACAAUGAAGCAAAAUUAAAGCAAUUCAAACUUGGUCACAUUAAUUAUAUUUUGCAGUCCCGGCUAUUUAUGUAAUUUAUAAUGUUAGGCGGUGUCGUUUUUAAAUUAAGAGAUCUAGGCCUAAUGAAGUUAACCGGGUCUAUGGUUAUUCAUGUCCGUGGUAAAGGCCACCUAAAUCGGCCUCGAAUUAGAAACCCACACUGGUUCCUGCGCAAAAAACUAUCUAAUAUCGGAGAAUUAACAACAUCCGACAACAAAGUUUUUAUAAAUCAAUUAGUUCGUGAAAACUACAACGAAGCAGAUGUUUCCAACAACUUAAAAGUUUAUGAACAAAAUUUGAUGAAAACCGAAGCCUCCAUUUCAAGUCCUAGUAUCGUGAUUUCUCAAAAUAGAAGAUGUGGAACAAUAGCACGUAAAAUCGGAGAGUAUCCGCUCUGGCUUAAUAACGGCGAAAAGAUACGUACUACGUUGUUGCAGAUUAUAGACAAUCAUAUUAUUAGCUACAUUCCACCAGAAAAAUAUUCACCAGCUCAUUAUCCAAAUGUAAAAAAUGUUAAUAAAUUUGGUUGCCUUCUUGUUGGAGCUGGCACUAUAAACCCUACUUGGCUAACUAAAGAAUACUGUGGAAUAUUUCAUGAAUCUAGAGUGAUGCCAAAGAAAAUGUUAGCACGAUUUUUAGUCUCGCCGGAAGCAGCCUUACACCCAGGAACGGCGCUGAAUGUCGCUCAUUACCGCGUUGGUGAAUUUGUUGAUGUUCGUGGCAAAACAAUCGAUUACGGAUUUCAAGGUGUAGUAAAGAGAUUUGGUUUUAAAGGAAUGCCUGCGUCACAUGGUGUUACCAAAACGCAUCGUCGAGUAGGCAACAUAGGUGGAGGUGGUGAAAAGGGUCGUGUUUGGCCUGGAACAAAGAUGCCCGGACGUAUGGGUAGUCGAUGGCGUAUCAACAAAGGAUUACAAGUGUUGCGCACUUAUUUAAAGUAUAAUGUCAUGUGGGUUCAGGGCAGCGCUGUGCCUGGACCCACCGGUGGUAUUGUAUAUUUAUAUGAUACAAUUUUGCCACACCGAAAAAAAAAAAUUUCAUCGAUAGCUUCAUUAAGUUAUGAAAAUAUAGAUAAAGUCACGGAUGAUAUAUGGUCUGAAAAAUUGCAUAGAUUUAAAGACAUAAGAAUGACACAUAAAAACGAAUAAACUUGGAAAUAAAUAAGUUUCAUAUUAAAAAAAA